Platichthys flesus (European flounder) is the source of this 3441-nucleotide messenger RNA. Its product is annotated as proprotein convertase subtilisin/kexin type 5. The record is from RefSeq and is a predicted model, not a curated record. The transcript has 16 exons. NCBI's taxonomy places the organism in Eukaryota, Metazoa, Chordata, Actinopteri, Pleuronectiformes, Pleuronectidae. The coding region runs from base 151 to 3051 and encodes 966 amino acids.
CGAAUCAGGAGAUACCCUCACCACCACCACCACCAGCACCACCACCACCGCCGCCGCUGCUGCUGCUGCACGGACACUGCGUCUCUUUGGGGACAAACCUUUUUUUUUUUUACUCCUCCUCACUUCCAGCCAAAGUCUCCGGGUGCAGCCAUGAGGUCGGUGGCCGCCUGUCUGCUGCUCGUCCUCUGCUCUGCGGGAUUUAUUGCGGGUAAAAAAGCCUCGUCGCCCUCCUGUCCGAGCGGACGGUUCCUGCUGAAGAGCCAGUGUGUCCUCUGUCAUCCCACCUGCUCCGAGUGCGUCGGACAUGAGCUGUUUGAAUGCACUACCUGUGGAGUUGAUGAAGAUGGACAGGAACGUUUCCUCCACCAAGGUCGCUGUCGAACACAUUGCCCCCGGGGACUCUAUCCUGACAGGGGUCACUAUGCCUGCCUGCCCUGCAUCGCCAAUUGUGAACUCUGCACAGAUGGCAACAUAUGUGCCAAAUGCCGGGAACACUACCAACUCCAGAGUGGGGUCUGCCAAACAGCGUCCUGUAGCACGGGGCAGGUGCAGGACCCUGAUACAGGAGAGUGCAUUGACUGUGAGAUGGGCUGUAAAGCGUGUUCCACAGACGACCCUGAGAUCUGCAGCAGCUGUCUUGAAGGUUACUUCCUUUUCAGACAUCAGUGUCGCAGACACUGUCCCCAGAGCACCUACGAGGACUGGGGCAGGGGCGUGUGUCUGUCCUGCCCAGCUCUGUGCACAGAUUGCAGGAGCGAUACACGCUGCCUUGCCUGCCAGCCUGGUUACUUCCUCAACGGAAGUGAGUGCAUCAAACAGUGUCCACAGCAAACCUUCAGUGACUCCACUGGGUGGCGCUGUCAGCCUUGCCACAGCUCAUGCCAGACAUGCUAUGGACCCCGAUCAUCAGACUGUGAGCUCUGUCUCGGUGGGAACCCUUCUCUGCACGGGCAGUGCCCUCUGGUUAACUGCCCAUUGGGACAGUACUUUGACGGGGGAAAUAGUGAAUGUCACACGUGUGAUGCAUCGUGUAAGAUCUGCUUUGGUCCUCAAGCACAGGAUUGUUCUUCUUGUUUCAAAGGGUAUUUCCUGGACCAGGACAGUUCUUGUGUUGCACAGUGUCCAUCUGGCUCCUAUGCAAACACUGUAACUCAGCUGUGUGAGGACUGCUCUCCAAACUGUGAGGCCUGCAUAGACACCAGUGAUAACUGUGUCAGCUGCGCCAAAGGCAGCUAUAGACUUUUUCUCAAUGGGGGGCGCUGCUGGUCGAAUUGCCCUGAAGGUUUCUUUGAGACAGCUGAGGGUUCAUGUGAAGCCUGUGACAGCUCCUGUCUGACAUGUGAUGGGAUCAAGUCCCAGUGUCUGUCCUGUGCUGAUGGCUACUACUUAGGCAGCGGUAUGUGUAGACUUAACUGCUCACUGCGGACGUACCCUGCGGAUGAUGGCACGUGCAGACGCUGUCCACCGCACUGUGACGUUUGCUCAAAUGACAGAAGCUGUUUCAAAUGCAGUUUCCUCUACUUGAUGCUGAAUGGCGUGUGUAAAGCUAGUUGUCCCAUGGGCUUUUAUGAGGAUAUGGAGGAGGGCCGCUGCGGUCAGUGCCAUCCUACCUGUGCCAGCUGUUCAGGGCCCUUGUCAGAUGACUGUGAGACCUGCUCAACAUUUAGCCCAAAACUCUACAAGGGUGCUUGCUCCAAGGACUGCCUCACUGGUACUUACUAUGAAACUGAAGCCAUGGAAUGUCAAGAAUGCCAUCAGACUUGCAUUAGCUGCUGUGGACCGGAAGCAAACCAGUGCACACAGUGCGAGAAGGGACUCGUGUUGGAUCCAAACACGCUGCUGUGUGGCGUGACCGGUGACACAGACUGCCCACCGGGGACCUACCUGCACGAUAACCAGUUCACCUGCAUGGGUUGCCACCGCCACUGUUACUCUUGUGAGGGGCCGGGCAACGAUGAAUGCCAGACAUGUGUCGUCCCCAAAUACCUACACAACGGGACCUGUGUGAGCGAGUGUCCGGCUGGAUCAUACAACACAAGGCAGGAAGCUGAUAGGCAGGAGCUUGGAUUCUGUUUGCCUUGUGAACAUGUUUGUUCCACCUGCACUGGGGAGUCAUCCAGAGAUUGUUUAACUUGUUCUCCAGGACACCUGCAGCUCCUUCAUCUCUGUGUCACUCACUGUCCCACAGGGUAUUACAAAGACGGAUCCCACUGUGAGAAAUGUGACCAGUCCUGUGAGCAGUGUACAGGACCAGGGCCCAAUUCCUGUAGGGCCUGUCCGCCUUCCCUCCUGGAGCUGCAAGGCACCAAGCUGUGCGUUGAGAGCUGCCCGCACCGCUUCUAUCAGCUCCAUGACCGGUGCGAACAGUGCCACACGAGCUGUCAGACCUGCAUGGAUGCUUCACCUCAGAGCUGCCUGACGUGUGACUGGGGCAGCACUCUUAAGGACAAAGUUUGCUAUCCACGUUGUGAGGAGGGACGGUACUUUUCAGAUGAGGAAACCUGUCAGUCAUGUGACAGCUCAUGUCGGCAUUGUACCGGCCCCAGAACAGACCAGUGUCUGACCUGUCACCGUGAUUCUGCACUUCACGCCAUGGAGAACAGCUGUGCCCGCUGCUGUCAGGCUGGAGGGAAUGACACUGAUUGCUGUGUUUGCGACAGUCACUCAGCUCUGUGUGUGGAGGCCCCCCAACGCAAGUCAGGAGAUGACCCGAGAACAGAUGUAAACAUGUCCUCCAGACCUCUGAAUCACACCUCAGCUGCCUUACCUGUUUCCCUGUUGCUGGCUCUUGGGUUGGCUCUGACUGUUUUUGCCUUGGUCAAAGCUCACUCCCGGAAAAGGCUUUGCUGGGGCCAAAGCUACGAAAGACUGAGCGGCAGUGCCAGUGUCAACAUGCCCCACGGUGUUCCUGAGCCGGACAGCGGAGAUGAGGUGGACGUGGUGUACACCAGCAGAGGUGGAUCAGUCUAUCGACGCUACAGCUUCAUCCAUGAGCAGGACACUGAUGCAGACCAGGAUGUGGAUGAGAGCACUUGUCUCAAUCUAUCUUAAAUACAUCCAAUCCAGAACCCACAGUGAGGAAUGUAUUGUGAAUGCACACAAAUACGAAUAUUGACAGGUGAAUUGAAAAUAGUUUAGUUAAUGCUUAGAUGAAAAUGUGGUGGUAUGUUUCUUCUUGAGUUCUGGUGUUAAUUCUACAAAGUGCCUAUGUCUUUAUAAUACACAUUCUUAGAAGAGGCAUUUGUGAGUGAAGAAAGGAGAUAUGAAUACAUAUAUCUGUGUAUACAUAUGUGUACAUGGCUUCCUUUUUUACAUGAUAUUUAAGAGGUAUUUGUGAAACAGUGGAAAGAUGAUGUAACUUAAACAAUUAAAAUGUGUAAGACUUCUUGUACAUACAAAUAUAAAUUAAAUAAAGUUCACCUAACGCUCAGAUCAACUUGA